AUGGCCGUGAACGGGAGCCUAUGUAGGCCAGUGUUCAGCAACCAACAGACUGUAGUCUUUAAUUUGGUUAUGCCAUUGAGUUGCGCCGCUGUGAGCUGGCUUGCAAGUUGCUCGGUUUUGACUGUCGCUCUUUUGCUUCGUAUUCUCGUGAUUCUGUCGAAUACUUCUUGUUUUAUCAAGUAUCCUUGGUCUGACAUUACGUAGUCGUGUCCACAGUCUUCUUUUGUUUGAGGGUCUGACGUGAACGAUAAGGCCAGAUCUUCUUUGGUCCAAAUUUUUUCGGUUGGGUAAUAAUCUCCGUGCCAAGUGGCGAGAUACGUGUACUUGCAUCUUACUUCCUCUGUGGGUUUCUUCCAGACGAUUAGUGAUCCUCCUUCGGUCGGGCAUUCUUCAUCCUCUAGUGAGCACUUGGCCAUGUUGUCGAUUGGCGAGUGAAGUGCUUCGGUGGAUGGAUCAAAAUAUAAUUUCUCUUCGGUUUGGAAACAGUUGGUUCGCUGACUAUGCUGUGUGGAGAAAUAACUGUAGUCUAUUGUUGGGCUGAAAUCGUUCAGGGUCCGUUUGAUUCCUUCAUUUGCAGUGAGCGGUCCGUAUUGGCAGUGGUUGGUCUCU
Meloidogyne enterolobii is the source of this 609-nucleotide messenger RNA. Lineage: Eukaryota; Metazoa; Nematoda; Chromadorea; Rhabditida; Meloidogynidae. The record is from the annotation of a GenBank genome assembly.